This is a messenger RNA of Pseudonaja textilis, 2983 nucleotides long. Lineage: Eukaryota; Metazoa; Chordata; Lepidosauria; Squamata; Elapidae. The record is from RefSeq and is a predicted model, not a curated record.
UCCAUUACCAGGAGAGGUUUCCUCCUGGGGCCAAUAAUCUCCCUAACUGACUGGUUGUUUGUUCCUUAGAUUAAUCCUGCCCUAUGAAAGAUACAUUAAAGGGGAGGAAGACAAGCCAUUGCCUCAGGUGAAGCCUCGAAAGCAAGAGAUCGCUCAGGAGGUGGAGAGUAAGAUAAAAUUGGCCGGCACAAAGCGCAUCAAGCAUGAACACAUGAAGAGCAAGAAGGAGCGAGAGGAGGCACCAAAGCCCCAGGACCCGGCAGAGGGUUCAUCGGCCAAAGAGAAGAAUCAGGAAUGCUCAUUGCAGAAAAGCUUAUUGGACCUGACUGCGGCAGAAGCCAUGAAACUCUCUGCCGAAGGUUCCCCUCCGGUGGCCCCCAGAGUGGCCUUCUUGGAAGAGGACGAGCCUCUGGCCGACGCAUCUCUGGUCUCCCCUGAAGCCAUGACCAGAAGCCCACCUCUGGAGGAGCUGCAGGAGGAGCCCAAGCAGGAACUACGCGGGGUGUCGUGUUUUGCAGAUGGCCUCGAGGAAGAGGAGGAGGAGGCCCAGGCAAUCCCCUUCAGCAGCUUCCCCGGCCUCCAGCUGCCCCUCCCAAGUCAGAACGAGAUGGAAGACGAUAAAAUCCCAGAGAUGGCGGACUACAUUGCCAACUGCACGGUGAAAGUGGAUCAGUUGGGCAGCGAGGACAUCCACAGUGCCCUGAAGCAGAGCCCCAAAGUGAUGGUGGUGCAGAACUUCGACAUGUUCAAGGAGAAGGACCUCCCAAGUCCCUUCAAUGGGGAUCCCGGGUUUGGCUCCACCCCAUUACUCUACUCCAAGGGCAACCCAGGCAUCAUGUCCCCUCUAGCCAAAAAGAAGCUCCUCUCCCAGGUGAGUGGGGCAGCCCUAUCCUGUGGCAACUACCCGUAUGGCUCCCCACCACCACUGAUCAGCAAGAAGAAGUUCAGCAGCAAGGACGAUCUCUUGUCCGGCAGGCCAGGACUGCUGUCUCCCAGGCCCUCCAUGGACAGUGCGGUGGUCAGCAGGCCAUCAGUCAUCCAACACGUGCAGAGUUUUAAACCCAAGACUGUGGAGGACAGGAGGCCUACUCACGAUGCCUACCGACAUGACUCCCUGCUCAAGAAACCAGACUCCGAAUGUUGUGAUUUUUCUAAGCAGCAUUUGAGUGCCCUAGCAGAAUCCUACGCACUGAAGUCAGAAAUCCAGGAUAUGAAGGAGCGCAUGAAUGAGAGGAGGGCCCUGCACCACUCGCACGUGCCCGGCUUCUUGGCAGACUUUUACGCCUCCCCUCCCCUCCACAGCCUCUAUCGGCGUGCCGAGCACCUGGGGAGCCAGCCGUGCUCCAAGUACUUCCCCCGAGACGUGUACGGGGAAAAUGCUGCUGGGUUCCCUCCCCAUAAGCUCCAGGACAGGCGACUACUCAGCUACCACCCGCCUUUGCACCAGCCGGAGAACAAGACCUCCCGGGAAACCCCCUUGGAUGAUCAGCCCACAGAUCUGAGUCUUCCCAAAGGGGGCCACAAACAGACCACUAAAACCUUGGGAGCCCCUCUCUUACGGGGUUCACCCGGGGGUGUAGAGGAGGGCAAAAGCGUCGCCCGGUUCCACCCCUUGACCGGCCAGACUCUAAGUGUGGAUGGCAAUCCAAAGGCUUGUCGGGUCUCCCCAAUGACGGUCUCCGCCCCAAAGAAACAGGGGGAGCCCCUCCUGAGGGCCUGCAAGCUGCCAGCCCCAAGAAAGUUGGACGGGAUGGUACACCCGGUCCUGAGCCACAAAGCCAUGGCUCAGGGCAUCGGGGCAGCUCGCCCUCUGAAGCGCAGCCUGGAGGACCUGGACAAAGGCCUUUUGGAGAAGAAGGUCCGAGCAGUCUCACCCUUGCGCUUACCAAAGGAAGCCCCUUCCAAAGAACAGGACAUGGAGGGCAGCAAGCCAGUGCAUGGCCCACCCCCAGGCGGGGCGCUGGAGGGCCAAAAGUUCCCCCUCUCCAGCCCCAUCUUCACAAGUUUGUACCCAGGGACCCUGUGCGGCGGCCUGGGCAGCCGCAUGCCAGUGGCCAGCUACUCCCACCCCCUGCAGUACUUGAAAAACCAGGCGGCCCUCUCCCCUCUGCAACCCUUUGCGCUCCACUCCUUCAUGGUGCAUAGACAGUUCCUCACCUCCCCAGGCAGCUCUCAGCAGCUUUACAGGCACUUGGCGGCAGCCUCCCCUGUGGGCAGCUCCUACGGGGACCUUUUGCACAACAGCGUUUAUCCUCUGGCGGCUCUGAACCCCCAGCCUGCUUUCCCCCCCUCCCAGCUCUCCUCUGUACACCCGAGCACAAAGUUGUAAAUGCUCCUGAAAGACGCCAUCCCGCAAAUAACAUUCCUUUAUCCCGCAGUCCUGUCUCGCAAACAAGUAUAUCGAUAUUUGUGAUAACCAAUAAGCGGUUUUGCUCCUCCCUGCUGAGCGCUUUGGGCCUGACUGGGACACGGCUCCGGCUUAAGCUGGGCCUGAGGCCAGAUUGCUGGCUUCCCCCGAGCCUCCUCGCUGAUGCGCCUCCUGCUGCACCAAGGGCUGCGGAGGGUUAGGGUUUCCUGGCAGCCGAGGCUGAGGUGCGCCUGGGCCCCAACUCAGAGGGAGGGCCCUCUCGGCUUGCCCCACCUCCACCUCCACCGCUGGGCAGCAGCCUUGAAACCUCUCAGAUCAAUCGGGAAGGCAGGAAAUGCCCCCUGGGGAGGUUGCUUCUUUGGGUACCAUUUCAGAGUUCAAAUCAAUGCAAUGUAUAGAAAAACUGUCAACGUUCAUCUUAACACUAUCAGAACAGAAAAAGGAAACACAAACUAGACUGUACAUAUCUGCUCCAGAAACAAGAACAACCCGUGUCAAGUUCAUUUGUAUAAUUUAUGUAAGUUCUUAUUUUCCGCGUAUCAUGUGCUGUUUUUUUAAAAGAAAACAAAAUUAAACAGCUCCUUUUUAUUUGCCACAUUUUUUUUCCUUUUGUUU